Molecule: messenger RNA, 2105 nt
Organism: Zingiber officinale
Lineage: Eukaryota; Viridiplantae; Streptophyta; Magnoliopsida; Zingiberales; Zingiberaceae
Product: calcium-dependent protein kinase 26-like
Exons: 7
Coding region: 212-1849 (545 amino acids)
Biological process (GO): protein autophosphorylation; intracellular signal transduction; peptidyl-serine phosphorylation
Cellular component (GO): cytoplasm; nucleus
Molecular function (GO): calcium ion binding; calcium-dependent protein serine/threonine kinase activity; calmodulin binding
Source: RefSeq, a predicted model, not a curated record
AUUUCUUUGUGUUAACAAAAUAAAGACGAGAGUCGGUCAGCACCUUCUUCCUCCGUUCAAUCUUUUUCUUCUUCCAUUUUGAUUGAGAUCACAUGAAACUCCAGCUUCCGGAUCUCCUUCAAGAUUCGUCUGAUUCCUGUGGGAUCGACUCUGGAACUGGUAAUCGGGGAAGAACGAGGUACGCAUCGAUGCGAGGUCAACGUCUCCUUUGAUGGGCAACACAUGCCGUGGUUCUUCUAGUAGCAGAGUCCACCUUCCCAAGCCCUCAUCCAAUAGACAAUCUAUUUCCCACUCCUGCUCCAACUCCUCCGGCUCCACCUCCUCCUCGGACACCCCUAAAGCCGCCGCUGCCGCCGCCGUCGUCAUGAGAUUGGGCAACGACUCUCCCGCCGUUUCCACCGUCGUCGCAUCUGGAGGGUUCUACGUCCUCGGGCAUCCAACCCCUAACAUCCUAAACCUCUACGCCCUCGGGCACAAGCUCGGGCAGGGGCAGUUCGGAACGACCUACCUCUGCACCGACCUCGCCACCGGGAUGGAAUAUGCAUGCAAGUCCAUCUCCAAGCGGAAGCUCAUUUCCAGGGAGGACGUGGAGGACGUGCGGAGGGAGAUCCAGAUCCUACAUCACCUCUCCGGCCACAAGAAUGUUGUUACCAUCAAAGGCGCCUUUGAGGAUGCCCAAUUUGUGCACAUAGUCAUGGAGCUGUGCGCCGGAGGUGAGCUCUUUGAUCGGAUCAUUGAGCGCGGGCACUACAGCGAGCGCAAGGCCGCCGAGCUCAUCAGGAUCAUUGUCGGGGUUAUUGAGGCUUGCCAUUCCUUGGGGGUCAUGCAUAGGGAUCUAAAGCCGGAAAAUUUCUUAUUGGUCAACAGGGACGAUGAUUCAUCACUCAAGCUCAUUGAUUUCGGGCUCUCAGUAUUCUUUAAGCCAGGUCAGAUAUUUACAGAUGUGGUUGGAAGCCCAUAUUAUGUUGCUCCCGAAGUACUGUGCAAGUGUUAUGGGCCAGAAGCUGAUGUCUGGACAGCAGGUGUUAUACUUUACAUACUGUUAAGUGGUGUGCCACCUUUUUGGGCUGAAACUCAGCAAGGAAUCUUUGAGGCUGUUAUAAAGGGGGCCAUUGAUUUUGACUCAGAUCCAUGGCCUUUGAUCUCUGAAAGUGCCAAAGAUCUUAUAAGGAAAAUGCUCCACUCUCCUCCUUCAGAACGAUUGACAGCACAUCAAGUUCUAUCUCAUCCCUGGAUUAUUGAGCAGGGAGUUGCUUCUGACCGAGCUCUAGAUCCAGCAGUUCUCUCCCGUCUCAAACAAUUUUCUGCAAUGAACAAGCUAAAGAAGAUGGCCUUGAGGGUUAUAGCUGAAAGCCUCUCAGAGGAGGAGAUUGCUGGACUUAGAGAAAUGUUCACAGCUAUGGAUACAGACAACAGUGGUGCAAUUACUUUUGAUGAGCUAAAAGCAGGGUUGAGAAAAUAUGGUUCUACAAUGAAGGAUACUGAGAUCCGCGAUCUCAUGGAUGCGGCCGAUAUUGACAACAGUGGUACCAUUGAUUAUGGUGAAUUUAUUGCUGCAACAAUUCAUCUGAACAAGCUGGAACGUGAAGAACAUUUAAUGGCAGCAUUUUCAUACUUUGACAAGGAUGGAAGUGGCUAUAUUACUGUUGAUGAGCUCCAACAGGCUUGUAAAGAGCAUAACAUGACGGACGUUAUUCUUGAAGAUAUAAUUAAAGAAGUCGACCAAGAUAACGAUGGGAGUAUCGACUAUGGGGAGUUUGUUGCUAUGAUGCAAAGGGGCAGUAUGGGAUUGGGAAGGCGAACAAUGAGAAAUACUCUGACAGUAAGCAUGAGGGAUGCCACUUUUUGAGUAUUUAACUCGUAAACGUUCUAAUCUGUUAUUAUAAAAGACAGCUUCCUUGUCUUUUUUAUUUUUUUUGUUUUGUUUUCUGUGUUGAGUUGUGAGAGAUAAUGUGGAAAAAUAUGUUUCUUAGAAUCUAGUUUAAUAGAUUGUUGACGGUAGGUUGAGAAAUCUGAUGUUCAAAUUGGGAUCUGUCUUGCAAGCUAAUUGAUUAGAUUAGCCAUGCACUCAAACUCAUAAUAACUAAGAUAUGUUUGUUUAUAUA